Molecule: messenger RNA, 2174 nt
Organism: Melanotaenia boesemani (Boeseman's rainbowfish)
Lineage: Eukaryota; Metazoa; Chordata; Actinopteri; Atheriniformes; Melanotaeniidae
Product: polycomb group RING finger protein 5-B-like
Exons: 9
Coding region: 1069-1809 (246 amino acids)
Biological process (GO): regulation of transcription by RNA polymerase II
Cellular component (GO): PRC1 complex
Source: RefSeq, a predicted model, not a curated record
AAAGGCCGUGGUCAGAAGCUCCGCAACUUUUACCGUCGACAGCCGCCGUGCGCGCGCAGACAUAGCUGCGCGAGAACUAUGUAGUGAGGAGCUUCCGCGUGCGUGUACGUUCGCAUGAAGGAACUGAGGCGAGCCACAUACGGGGCGCGUGUCACGGGAAAAACGUCGCAUCCGUUGAUGUUGUUUUGACGCAGGUGACGUAGACCGUGACGCUUAACGAUGAGAUAAGCAGAUCCGCUCCGCGUGAAUAAAUAACAUGAGCGCGCAUGUGUGUGCGUGCACGUGUCACAUUGACGGACAGUCAGGGGAUUUCUGAGCUGCGCACUUUAGAUUUUUCUAGCAAAACGCGGCGGAGUGAAGAGAGAAAGCUCACGGUGCUUCCUCUGUGGGUAGUUUGGCCGAGGACGGCGCGAGCUGCCCGAAACCGGCUCCACGCCUGACGCACCCGCGAGCAAACACACACGCACACACACCAACAUGCGGGGCUUCAAAUAAAUGGGAGCUGCACGUGAGAAUAAAGAGCACCCUGAAGACAAAGUGACCUCAGUGGGUUAACAAGUCACAUGUGUCCCGCCAGAAGACACCAGAAGCGACAGCAGAAUGGGACCACGGCCUCUGUGUAGCUCACCUUCAACCCUUCAUGGAUUAAAAUGGCACUUUGGCUGAGACGGGAAGGAAGCUGAGACCUGGUUUUACUCUGAGAACUCUGGGAACGGGUUUAAAGGAGGAUUGGAUCAGUCCGGUUUUCCUUGAGCUUGAUGGGACUGAUGAGGUCCCGUGAAGAUGGAGAAAGAUGUGAGUGGGAGAUGUUCCUAAAGAAGGACUGACUGUAAUAUUCAAGCCAAGAAUGGAGCAGGAUUUCACACAGUAGCUCCUCGAAUCGCUCGUGUGCUCUUCCUGGACUCAUCGGUGGUUUCUCCAGCUCUUUACGCAGUUCAGCGAGUAGAAAAACUAAACUGCAGCCGCAGCGUCGUCCUGUUAGCGUUCCUCCUUGUUGUGGAUGGACGUCUGACUCUUCUGGAGCUCGGAGGACAUUUUUCCCCCUCUGGAUCUUUGUGUACUUAAAAAAUGGCUGCGACAGGACGGAAGCACCUGGUGAGAGAUUUUAACCACUUCAUCACCUGUUACCUGUGUCGAGGUUACCUGAUCAAACCGACCACAGUGACCGAGUGCCUGCACACCUUCUGUAAGAGCUGCAUCGUGCAGCACUUUGAGGAGAGUAAUGAUUGUCCCACAUGUGGGAUCCAGGUCCACGAGACCAACCCGCUGGAGAUGCUCCGGUUGGACAACACCCUGGAGGAGAUCAUUUUCAAGCUGGUGCCUGGACUCAGAGAAAAAGAAGAACAGCAAGAACUGGAGUUCUGGAGGAAGAACCAGCCCAGAGAAAAUGGCCAAGAAAACCUGAGGUGUCAGCGUCUCGGGCUUCCUGACGGCGGCGGUGACGGAGGUGCCGGCGGUGGCGAUGAGGCCGACUGUGCUGGAGACGAUGACUACCACCGGAGCGACCCUCAGAUCGCCAUCUGUCUGGACUGCCUCCGCAACACGGGGCAGGCGGGGGAGAGCAGCGUCACGGACUUAAUGAAGAGGUUCAUCCGCUGCUCCAGCAGAGUGACGGUGGGAACGAUCAAGAAGUUCCUGAGUCUGAAACUAAAGCUGCCGAGCUCGUACGAGCUGGAUGUGCUUUGCAAUGGAGAAAUCAUGGGCAGAGAUCACACUCUGGAGUUCAUCUACAUGACCCGAUGGAGGCUGCAUGGCGAGAACACGUAUCCCAUGGUUCUCGAGUACCGACCGCGGAUCGACUUUGGCUGAGCCAUGGCUGCAAGACAAGGACCUACAUACAUGCACAGAUGUGCACAUACAUGCACACAUUCAUCUAAAGUGUAGGUGUGAUGCACACCUAACAUUUCAAUCCAGACACACAGCAACACAGCGACACACACGCCCAGAACAUGCAGAGAAAAGAGAUUUAGAUGUAUUUUUGUACAGCAGAUGAUGAAGUGCAUUGGUUGUUAUGUUUAAAGCUUUUAUGCUACAUAGAAUAAUAUAUGCUAUAUGAUAUUUUUAAAUGUACGUCCCUGUGCCUAAAAACCUUCGGAUCAGAGAUGAAGAACGACCAUAUCUUCAGUUUGCCUGUUUAACUCUAACUGUAGAUUAAAUGUUGAUUUUCUACUGUG